AUGAAAUACUCGGAGAUCUACGAUGAUACCAGUAAAAGAUGGUUAUCUGUUCGACGAAUUAGUAUUUUCAUGAGAAAACACAAGAAUCAAAUCUUUCUUGUGGUCAUUGUGCUCUAUUUGAUUUUCCACGUUUUCACAGCCAAUUUCGAUAUUUUCAACAAACAGCAAAUUGAAUUACAGGUUAGCAAGGAGAAUAGUGGGCUAAACUUCAAAACUAUAGGAGAAGAUCUCAGCAAAAAGAAUUCUAUUUCAAUCGAGCAUUCCACUCUUAGAGAGAGAAUGGCAUACUAUUUCCCAUAUGAACCCGAGAAGCCAAUACCUCGAAGUGUAUGGCAGACAUGGAAAUGUUCAGAAGACGACCCCGAUUUUCCCUCUGGUUACACUGUCCCUCACCAAUCCUGGAAGCUGCUGAAUCCGAAGAGCGAUGUGUUUUUGAUUUCAGAUGAUCAUGUAGAUUCGUUUAUUUCCAAUACGUUUGCUGACAUCCCGGAGAUCGUCAGAACAUUUGAAAUGUUACCAAAGAAUAUAUUAAGGGCAGAUUUCUUUCGAUAUUUAGUGAUAUUUGCUCGUGGAGGAACCUAUUCGGACUUGGAUACCGUCUGUUUGAAACCUAUCGACAGUUGGGCUGCAUUUGAUCCUAAAUAUAAUGACAAUGGAAAGAACAAUAAGAGUGAGGAAAAGAUCAGUAAGAGUGACGACGACGGUCAUAGUAUGUUCACCUCAGUUGGUUUAAUAAUGGGGAUUGAAGCAGAUCCUGAUAGACCAGACUGGGCCGAUUGGUACGCUAGAAGAAUACAGUUCUGUCAAUGGACAAUUCAAGGUAAAACAGGACAUCCUCUGUUGAGAGAAUUGAUAAUUAGAAUAGUGCAAGAGACAGAAAGAAAGCAGAAUAUGGGUAAGCUUAAGACUGUUGAAGGUAAAGAUAAAGGAGGAGAUAUUAUGCAAUGGACAGGCCCAGCAAUAUUCACAGAUACAGUACUUGAUUACUUGAAUAAUGUUAUGAGUAACGGCCAAUCAGGUGAUGGAUAUGGGAUUGGCUCCAAAUACUGGCUUCAAAAUAAGAAGUAUAAGGUAACAAAGCCGGAGAUGGGGGAAAAUGGCGAACCACUAAAUUCUGAUAGACAGGAAAUUAAUUGGAAGACCUUUACUAAUAUGCAGCAACCGUUGAUCAUUGACGAUGUGAUGGUUCUUCCAAUAACUAGUUUCAGUCCUGGUGUGGGCCAGAUGGGGUCCAAAUCUAUCAAGAAUCCCCUUGCAUAUGUCCAGCAUCUCUUCGGAGGUACAUGGAAGCCACGAGAUGAGAGAAUGCCCUAA
Messenger RNA from Brettanomyces nanus, 1314 nucleotides. RefSeq lists its product as uncharacterized. The record is from RefSeq and is a predicted model, not a curated record. Gene Ontology annotation, cellular component: mannan polymerase complex. The coding region runs from base 1 to 1314 and encodes 437 amino acids. Gene Ontology annotation, molecular function: alpha-1,6-mannosyltransferase activity. Gene Ontology annotation, biological process: protein N-linked glycosylation. NCBI's taxonomy places the organism in Eukaryota, Fungi, Ascomycota, Pichiomycetes, Pichiales, Pichiaceae. The transcript has a single exon.